This is a messenger RNA of Folsomia candida, 3094 nucleotides long. RefSeq lists its product as uncharacterized. Bases 246 to 2822 code for a protein of 858 amino acids. The record is from RefSeq and is a predicted model, not a curated record. The transcript has 9 exons. Lineage: Eukaryota; Metazoa; Arthropoda; Collembola; Entomobryomorpha; Isotomidae.
UUCAAGAUUCACCAUCUCUUCCUUUACGGGGUUGGUGCAAAGGCUUCUUUUUUAUGACAUCUGCUGCUCGUCAAGCGAUCCAUUCAUCAAUUAUAUCAUGAAAUGUAUGUGACCACCACAACAACUGCCCCAGAGCGUAGGCGCAUAAAUCCUGUGUCAUUAAGUCACUCACAGUUGGCCGUAUUUUUAAAAGAAACUGUUAUACACAGUAUCAAAGCAGAUUUAAGGAAUUGUACAUUUUUAUCAUGGUGCGAAAAAAUAAAGUGAUCUUUGUGUCCAGUGUGGUAAUUUUAUUAUCCGUUUGUCCGGCCGAUUCCCAGAGGCUCCGUUACCAGCAGAAAAAUGAUUUUCGUAGCAAUGUCAGACUAGUUCAUGGUGGUGGUGAUGUCGUGCCGAUGACAAGUGACGAAAGUCUGGGGGAUAACUCCUUUCCCGUUUUACCCUUGUGCUGCGACAUGGUCAAGGAUGACGUAGUUUCGUAUCAGUGUCAAAAUACUUUGGGAAAAUCGUCACAGGAAGUUCUCUUCAAACGGAAAACUUGGGUUGCACCAGGUCACCUCGUGUCAAACAAGAAGACGUUGAAGUUCAAAUUUGUGAGCACUUCACUAUUCUGCAAAAAUGAGAUCUUUUCCGCAAAUUUGCCCCUUACGAGACCACACAUGCCAAAGCAGAGUCGAAGUUCGUACUUUUCACCGGAUGGGUAUUUCAAACAUCAAAACGAGUAUUACCGACCGGACGAGUAUUGCAUUAGUGGAUUGAAUGAAAACCGUCUCCAAGUCAAAAUUUGCAGAGCCAACUGCUCCAACCCAGCGACUCCUUGUAUACAAAAAUGUUGUGGGAUUCACCAAAUUUAUAGUUUUGGAUAUGGCGACAAUCCCCGAGGAUGUGUGGAUGUAGGGUCACACAAGCCCCAAUGGUUCCCCACCCUAUAUCACGAUUUGACCACUAAAUUGUCCCCCGAAGACCUGUCAGCCUUGAAUCCUCACAUAAUCCACAAGUUCCCAACGACUUUCAAAUUCAAUUGCAGAUUUAAUAAGACCACCGUAUUUCCACAUUCGACAGGAAUUUCAGACUUUUUGACCGCACUGACCUCAAAGACUUUUAGGAAUCUUGAGUUCAGAUUACGAAAGGACGGCUGGCUCUUAUACCCUGGUGACCACCAUUCAGGCGUCAGUGCUAAAAGAAUCGACAAUUAUUGCGUCGAUGGUGCUCAAGAUUAUGGAGAAUCUUCGGAAUUUGGAAAUCUUGAGGGCGAAACUGUUUUAUUUCUUUGCUCUGGUGGGGUUGAUGAAGCAUUCGAAAUCCCCAUCGUUCAUAAUCGACAUCCACUACAACAAAAACAAAACGGGUCAAAAUUGCCUGGCAUGUUCAACACUAUUUCUCAAAGAUAUCCAUCUCCACCUCCUGCACCACCUACAACCACAAAUACUCGCCCUCCUCCUCCUCCUUCCACAACAACAACUCCUCCGUUAUCGUCUUCAACACCAACCCAACGUCAACCCAACAAGAAAGUCACCAAUUUUAAGGAUAGGAUCGACCUUGACAUGACGGAUUCGUCGUCGUCAACAUCGCUCGAAAUAGAAAUUGAGGAUGGAGUUCCUCUAAAUUCUGUAGAAAUCAGAGAUGACGACGGUGGCGGACGUAAUCCAGAAUCUGAAAAAUUUAUCCCAGCCGUGCUUAAGGUUGCGGUUCCUGUACCUCAAGACAGAGGACAAUCACAGUCUAACGGAAAAAAUGUCCCCGGUUUGUUGCAAACCACUUUCAAUCACAACAACUUUAAAAACGUCGACCAUGAGCGUGACACGGGUGGAAGUAGUGGAAUUGAAUUCAGACGUGGCGAAAAUGCCAAUAAAUCUCCAUCCUCUGGUCCAUGGACCCUUCCAACUUGCUGCAACUUUGAUGCCGGUGUCAACGACGGAUUGACGCAUCAUUGUCGGAAUAAGAGGAUGACUGACAAGGUUUCGAAUGAAAGCCGAUCAGCAAAUAGUAAAGUGCAACCCUUAAUUCAGUGGAAUGUUCCCGAAUAUUUUACGACGAGGGGGAAAAGCGCCCAGUUUUUGUUGAGACAAACCCUGUUGAAAUGUGGGACUGGAAAAUUUCAAUUUCAAGGCUUCAUGCACAGCUUUGAACAAGUCAAGAGCAAAACCUCUGGUGAAAAGAGGCACGGCAUCCUGACCGAUGGGUAUUUGAAGUAUGAUAACGAAUUCUACAGUCCGGAACAGUAUUGUGUCAAUGGUCUCAGCACACGCAUUAUCGAAGUUCUCAUCUGUAAACCAGACUGUUCCAUGUGGGAGACGCCCUGCAUUAAAAAAUGCUGUGGUUUAGACGAAAUUUACAAUCUUGGUCUAAACUCUGGAAAUCGGGGUUGUCAACCCCUCCACCCAAAGGAAUCGAAAUUCAGCCCAAUUCUCUACAGAAGUAUGAGCCUUCCCGUCUCUCCGGACGAAAUGAGAAUGGUGGCUCCACAUUUUGUGCAAAAAUACCCACCUAACUUUCAGCAAACUUGCUACAAUAAGAUAACACUGGCAUUCCCAUACAGUCAAGAAAUUGCAGAAAAACUUACCCCCGCCAAUUCCGCGGAACGGGGAGGAACAUCCUUUAAGCACUUGAAAUUCCGAUUUCGUAAGGAUGGAAAACUAAUGUACUCAUAUCCAGAUUCUGAUGGAACUUCCUUCGAUGCAGUUUUCGACCGUGGGGAAUUUUGCGUCGAUGCCGUUCGUGAUUACGGGGAACGCGAACAUUUUCGUAAUAAUGAAAAUCAGACCGUUUUAUUUAUUUGUGCGAGUGAACCGCACCAUUCAGCAGAACAUGGUAAUAAGUAAUCGAUAACCAGACAAAAUGGUACAAAUUACUGUACAUACAAACAAUUUAUUUUGUUUUUAUUACUUAUUUAUUUUUUGGUUGAGUUUAAUUGGUGAAAUUGUAAGCUAGUUACACACCCUUCAGUAUUAUUAUAUCAAAUAUAUGUACAUGUAAGAUUCGCCCCCAUUUACACAUUUAUCGACAUUUCAAAGACCCAAACUUUGCACUAAGUUGGCUUAAAACGUUCGGUUUGCAAAUAAAAAUAACAAAAAUUGCAACACCUUGAAACGAG